Messenger RNA from Lolium rigidum, 865 nucleotides. RefSeq lists its product as uncharacterized. Bases 79 to 693 code for a protein of 204 amino acids. The transcript is spliced from 3 exons. The record is from RefSeq and is a predicted model, not a curated record. NCBI's taxonomy places the organism in Eukaryota, Viridiplantae, Streptophyta, Magnoliopsida, Poales, Poaceae.
CUUUGCCCAGUUGCCCUCCUCCGACCUCCACGCAGCAGAGAUCGAGCAGCACACGAAACCAACCGAAGGAAAGCAACCAUGGCCAUGGCCGUGAUCCACCUCGUGCGACCGGCCCUCACGCCGUCGCCUUUGCUGGGGCCGCGUGGGCGGCGCGCGUCGCGCCUACGCGUGAGGUGCCGCGUCGGUGGGGACGAGGGGGAUGGGGGCCGGGGCGGCGAGGAUGAUGCGCCAGAGUCGCUGUUCGCCAAGGAGCUGAGGCGAAGGGGGAUGUCGGCGGGGUCAGUCCCUUCGGGGGAGAUGGCGGGGGCAGCGGCAGAGGCGGAGGCGGAAGAGGGAGGGCCUGGGGGAGAGGAGGGGAGGAAGCGUGUGGUCGGGGCGGCGGCCGCGGAGUUCGAGAGGGCCGCAGCCGGGGCGGACGGGCAGAGAGAGCGGUCCAUGGCGCUCAACAGCGAGGGCAUUGAGGGUCUAGUACCACGGGCAAAGUUGUUAUUAUCACUAGGUGGUACUUUCUUCCUGGCAUUUGGCCCUCUGAUUAUUGUCACAGUUUCUCUUUUUGCUGGCCUUUAUCUGUGUUUUGGGCAAAGCUUUAUACAUGAUGGGAGUAAGAAACCCGUGACACCACCACCAUACAUCGAUCCAUAUGAGCUACUGGAAGAUGAUAGGAUCUCCCGGCCCUCCAUGGAUGUGUUCUGAAUCUCAAGGACACAAGAACAGUUGUCAUAGAUAGCUCAAUAUUUUUCUUGCUUUACUAGAUAUGUAGCUGUAAAUGCAAUGCUAGCUGUAGACCUGUUAUUAUCUAACAUUUCAACAUAAUAUAUGUGAUAAAUCUCGCGCCAAAACCCAACAGUAGGGAAUUCCUCUGCAA